Messenger RNA from Pocillopora damicornis (cauliflower coral), 2693 nucleotides. RefSeq names its product immunomodulatory peroxidase. Gene Ontology annotation, biological process: response to oxidative stress. The record is from RefSeq and is a predicted model, not a curated record. Gene Ontology annotation, molecular function: peroxidase activity; heme binding. Lineage: Eukaryota; Metazoa; Cnidaria; Anthozoa; Scleractinia; Pocilloporidae.
CUAGUGCUGGGGGUAUGUCUCUUCCAAAGCGGGCCUUCCGUUGGUGGAACACCUGACAAUUCCGAUACAUUUUUAAGGGUUGACAGCAUGUGUCAACCGAUACCUCUGUAUCUUCGUCUAAACUGUAUCAGGCGCCGUUACCGCACGUUCGACGGGACGUGCAACAAUCUGUGCAACAUAACCGAGGGCUCCGCCGAGACUGGAUUCGACCGCUUCCUCCCACCAGCCUUUCAGAACGGAGAUGGACCUAGACUCAUGUCUUCAUCUGGUGCUCCACUGAAGAACGCGCGAACAAUCAGUAAAAACGUGUUCAAGAGUACGUCUGAAGAUGUAGGUGGAAAACCUCCACCUUUCACUCACGUGACCAUGACGUGGGGUCAAUUUAUAGAUCAUGACAUCACGUUAACUGAGUCCAACGAGACUGCGGGAUGCGGGACCAACAACGAACAAUGUCCCACCAACAUUCCCGGAUGUAUAAGCAUACCGAUCUCACAGAACAACCCCGAUGAUCGACUGGCAAACAAUGUAACUGCACAAUGCAUUCCCCUAUCACGAUCAGCAUUGAGGGAUCGUGAACAGGUUAACUUAGUUUCAUCCUACAUUGAUGCUUCGAUGGUUUAUGGAGCUAAUUGUGAAGAGGCAGAGAGCCUCCGUGACAAAAUAGCAAAUACUGGAUCUUUACGCGUUCUCCCACUGCCAGUGAGACGCUCCGACAGGAUGCCAAUUUUACCUGAAGCUAGCCCAGAAUCCUUUUGUAAAUCACCGAGACCUGCAGUGAGGCCUUGUUUCCUAGCUGGUGAUUUUAGGAGAGUCAAUGAAAAUCCCGCGCUUAUGGUAAUGCACACCCUUUUUGUGCGUGAACAUAAUCGCAUUGCACAGUUCCUUCAUUAUCUGAAUCCAAUGUGGCAGGAUGAAAAGCUUUUUCAGGAGGCACGAAAAAUAGUGAUUGGUCAAAUACAGCACAUUACAUACAACGAAUGGCUUCCUGUUCUGUUUCCUUCUAAAAAAUUGAGAAACGACGAGGGCAUUUUACUGGAGUCAUCUGGCCGGUUCUUCAGCGGUUACGACCCAAAUGUGAGGGCGACAACCUUAAACGCAUUUGCAGCAGCGGCUCUCAGGAUGGGUCACUCCUUGAUUCGACAGACGUUUGGACAGUUCAGUAAAGCAUUUGUACGACUGGGAGAGAUCAAUACCACAACAUUUUUCAAUCCUGACCCACUUUACACUUUAAGGAACAACGGUAUCGACGGAAUUUCUCUAGGGUUAAUAAAAGAACCAUCGCAGAAGUUUGAUAGGAACUUCGUGGAAGCUGUACACGAAAGUCUCGUAAUAGAAGGACCAACCAUCGAGGGUUUUGUGGGAGACCUAAUGGCAAUCAACAUCCAACGUGGUCGUGACCACGCCCUACCACCUUACAUAGAAUUCAGACGAGCUUGUGACUUGGAUAAAAACUUAACCGGUGGCCUUGUCACAGAUUUUUCACAACUAACCAACAUUGACCCCGCGCAACUGGGUAAGAUUAAAGAGUCUUAUGACCAUCCUGCAGACAUAGACUUGUAUGUGGGAGGAGUCAGUGAAAGGCCACAGAAAGGGUCUAUAUUUGGGGAAACGUUCUCUUGUCUGAUUGCUCGAAGUUUCAAAAGAUACCGAUUUGGAGAUCGUUUUUGGUACGAAAGACGUGAUUCUUACACAGGAUUCACAAGCAGGCAACUGGAUUCUAUCAGAAGAGGUAGUUCCCUUGCAAGAAUCAUCUGUGAUAAUUCAGAUACUGUGAAGGAACUUCAAAGGCGUGUAUUUGAAAGCAGCACAGUAAAGGUUCACUGUGAUGACAUUCCAUCCAUCAACUUGAACUUGUGGAGAGAGGAUCCGGGAAUGGAGGAUGAAAAUCCAUCAGCAGAAUGUGAAGCUUGCACUGAGUCCAUAAAAGAGGGCCAGGUGAUGGGGCCAGAUGACGCAAUGUCCACGGGGGCGGUCUCUGUUACAACUUAAAUCUUAGGAUCAUGUCUUUUUUUCGGUGUUACGAUGUGUUAAGCAUUUCAUGGCGCAUUGAAACAAAUUUUCCUUGAGUGUGUCGAACCUUUUCAUUCCCUUUAGUCAACUAUUAAUAAUUUUAGCUAAAAAUAUCACCAUUACGCCACAGACAGGUGAUGAGACCAACGAAGAUAUCAGGUAAUAGUCUGGUUUAAGACUAAGUCGAGUCCUUACCAAUGACGGAAAGGGGAAUUUAAGGAGAAUUAGUAUUUAGAUCUAAGAAGUGAAAAGUCACAAUGAUAGAAGAUUUGAACAUUCGACGGCAAAGUUGGUUUUCGAGAUUUCCCAUUUAUUCCUUAUUCUUGUAAGUAAGUUCAGACACUGGCAAAUUAUUGCAGAGUCUUCGAUAAUCAAUAAAAUAUUUUCAAAGUUAAUUUUAUCGAGGCACUGUGUGACUUAAGUCUAGUUAGGAAUUAAUGUUGAAGGCGAAAUGACCAGGGACACCUUGAGCGAUAGCGCUUCGAACUUUUCCUUAUUUUGCUACUGGAAUAAAGAUGUUUCUGACGGUUUCUUCAUAAUAGAAGCUCUCAGAUGAGCCACUUUUCAUCGACCUUUUCGACAACGGUUCCUUUUGUUGGGAAACUUCCCGUGGAUUGGGGGGCUAAAGAUGCAACUCAUUCGUCAAGAACACUGAUAAUUAAAUACAUUGUCUCAUUAUCUAA